UGCAUCCCAGUGUCAAUCAAUGCACCACCACGUCACGAGCCUCAUUCACAGGUGAUACCUAUUAGCUUACCUCCUAUGCAGUCAGGUGUUGCGUCUGUGGACCAUCAAACCGUUUCCUUCCUGUGUGAGAUAUUUCUGCUGGCGGUUUUUGGCAAGCUGCAGUCGGCUUUGCAGAUGCCAUGUUUGAGCAGUGAGCAUGGCGGAAAAUCAUCUGGAGUACGGCUACCUGGAGGGCGAGUCCAUCGGGGAGCAUUUCGCCGAGGACCCGGAGCUGGCAGCCAUCAAGGCCAGAGUUCAAGAGCUGGAGAUGGAAGAAGAGACAGAGAGGCUGAAGGAGGAAGAGGACAGAUGUGACACUGCAGAGAUGCAGCUCCUGACCAGCAGCCCUCGACCUGGGCCUUUCUACAAUAUGACUCCUGAGGAGAGGAUAGACGCAGACAACAGAUCUGUCUAUGUAGGAAAUGUAGACUAUGGAGCUACUGCAGACGAGUUGGAGAUCCAUUUCAACGGCUGUGGUCCUGUCAACCGAGUGACCAUCCUGUGCGACCGGUUCUCUGGCCAUCCCAAAGGCUUUGCUUACAUUGAGUUCUCUGAUCGUGACUCUGUGCAGAGUGCUAUUGGUUUACAUGAGACCUUGUUCAGAGGAAGAGUCCUAAAGGUAAUGCCAAAGAGGACCAACAUGCCAGGCAUCAGCACCACAGACAGGGGAGGUCACCGAGGUGGCCACUCCAGAGGCAGAGGACGAGGCUUCCGUCCACCCCGAUACCAUAACAGCUCUCGAGGCAGGUUCAGGUACCAGUCAACCAGGCCGCAACACCAAACACCCCACCCUUACUAUGGAGGCCCCUCAGUGGGGAAGAGACAGUGGGGACACAUGGAUUACCAUGAACAGAUGCCUAAACGUUACCCAUGUCUUCUCCUCAUCACCCCACCGUCAGAGGAGUUGGGGGCGGGAUCGAGUGGACAGCACUAUCCUCAGCAGCGCUAGCACUACCCGCUGUUUGCACACCAAGCGGGUGAAUAGACUGAUCAUUUUAAAGAGCAAAUGUUUCCAGGCAUUACUGAGUUUGAAAGAGAGAGAUUUGACUUUACAAGUUGCAUCCCUGCAUCAGUCCUUCAAGUAGAUGUGAAAAGUCAAGAUUGGGGUCAGAGAUCCUUCGCAGAGGUGUUACAUUAUAAGCUUGUGUUGCUGUGAAUGCAUGGGACAAUCCUCAUUGUUAUGCAGUUGCGUCUUACCGUUUUUACAAACUGAUGCAAAUGUAUUGUGUUGCUGCCUGCAAUGUAAUGUAUAAAUCCUCCCUAUGUAUAACUUAUAAGUUCUUUGCUAUGUAAGUGAAUAAAUAAAAACAAUGAUCCGGUG
Thunnus maccoyii (southern bluefin tuna) is the source of this 1360-nucleotide messenger RNA. It is a transcript of the gene pabpn1l, whose product is annotated as PABPN1 like, cytoplasmic. The transcript is spliced from 6 exons. The record is from RefSeq and is a predicted model, not a curated record. Gene Ontology annotation, molecular function: RNA binding. The coding region runs from base 197 to 988 and encodes 263 amino acids. Lineage: Eukaryota; Metazoa; Chordata; Actinopteri; Scombriformes; Scombridae.